Aethina tumida (small hive beetle) is the source of this 2695-nucleotide messenger RNA. RefSeq names its product serine palmitoyltransferase 2 (gene lace). Gene Ontology annotation, biological process: ceramide biosynthetic process; sphingosine biosynthetic process. Lineage: Eukaryota; Metazoa; Arthropoda; Insecta; Coleoptera; Nitidulidae. Gene Ontology annotation, cellular component: serine palmitoyltransferase complex. The coding region runs from base 58 to 1773 and encodes 571 amino acids. The transcript has 8 exons. Gene Ontology annotation, molecular function: serine C-palmitoyltransferase activity; pyridoxal phosphate binding. The record is from RefSeq and is a predicted model, not a curated record.
AAUAUAGGUUAAGUACGAAUGUUCAGUGAAUUUAGAAUUUGAUGUUUUGUGAAUAGAAUGUCCAUAAGAAUGAGGCAGGGUGUAGGUGACUGUGUGACUGAAGUAAUAAAUAAAGUGGAUAUCUCGAAAAAUGGAAUCGAUCCAUCGAAACUUAAGGCAAACAAAUCCCUUAAAAACGCAAAUGGAUUCACAAAAGGAGUGGGACAUGUAUUGGGUUCCUCUGAUGAAGAGGGUGCACUUCAGAAUGGAUAUCUUCGAAGUGGCGCAGUAGAAAAGAAUCGCAUAAUGCGCGAGUCCUUCGAACCGCCAACCUUGAUAACAUACGCCCUCACCCAGAUUAGUUUUUACAUCCUCAUGUUUCUCGGCUAUCUCAGUCAAGCCCUUUUCCCUCCUAAACUAGUCAAGGAAAAGAACCGCGACGGCUAUCCACCUUUAAUAGACAGAUUCGCCGCAUUUUAUUCGAGAUACGUGUACAGACGGAUUCGGGACUGUUGGAACUAUCCCAUCUCUAGUGUGCCUGGUUCACAAGUGGUGCUUAAGGAGAGGGUCACCAAGGAUUGCGGGUGGACAUUCGAAUUCACGGGAGAAAAAAUCAAUUGCCUUAAUCUCGCUUCGUACAAUUACUUAGGCUUCGCCGAAUCGUCGGGUCCAUGUGCCGAAGCGGCAAUCGAAUCGAUUUAUAAAUAUGGAGUUACAACAGGUGGUACAAGACAAAGAUAUGGUACGUGUCCCUUGCACAACGAACUUGAGCAACUUACUGCUGAGUUUUUGGGUGUUGAGGACGCCAUUACUUUCGGUAUGGGCUACGCCACCAACACCCUCAAUCUUCCCACCUUCAUAACACCCGGAACCUUGAUUAUCAGUGAUGAAAAAAAUCAUGCCAGCAUUAUUGUUGGAAUUAAAGUACGAGGGAGUGUUGUUAGAGUUUUCAAACACAAUGAUGUAAAGGAUUUAGAGCAAAUCCUCCAGGAAUCCAUCUACUAUGGCCAAGAUCGAAAGGGGGAAUACAAACCAUGGAAAAAGAUUGUCAUAAUUGUCGAGGGCGUUUACAGCAUGGAAGGAACAAUAGUGAAAUUGCCUGAAAUCAUUGCCCUUAAAAAAAAGUACAAAGCCUACUUGUACCUGGAUGAAGCCCACAGCAUUGGUGCAAUGGGUAAAAAUGGAAAAGGUGUUGUGGACUAUUUUGGCUGUGAUCCCAAGGAUAUUGACAUCCUCAUGGGAACCUUCACCAAGAGCUUCGGUUCUGCCGGCGGAUACAUCGCUGGUUCGAAGGAGUUAAUCACCUUCUUAAGAAAAAAAAGCUACGCAUCUGAACAUGCGUGGGCGAUGCCGCCAGCUUUGGCCGCACAGAUCAUUAGCGUUUUAAAGAUUCUCAUGGGACGUGAUGGUACAAAUGAGGGUCGUAGGAGAAUAGAAACUUUGGCUCGUAAUACGAGAUAUUUCCGUAUGCGUCUUGAGCAAAUAGGUGUUAUCGUACACGGCAACGAAGACUCCCCAGUUGUGCCUAUAUUAGUCUAUUUAUAUUCUAAAAUAGCUGCAAUGGUGCGUACACUGGUGAAAGAGAAGAUCGCUACUGUGGGUGUCGGUUAUCCAGCCACUCCGUUGUAUGAAGGAAGAAUUAGAAUCUGUCUUUCAGCAGGACACACUAAGGAACAACUUGAUUACGCAUUGGAUGUCAUUGACGAAGUGGCAGACGAACUGGGGCUCAAGUACUCUAGGAAGUCCAAGAAUCUAACACCAAUAGAUUACGAAAAAAUCAAAGUCUACGACUAAAAUCAAACGCUCUGUUCUCUAGCAAAUAUUUCAGUACUUUUAAAUUUCGUCUUACUUAUUGUGUACCAAAUAGUUCCUUAAACCAAAUAUUCAGUUUUAGGUUUAUAACAUGCACAAGUAGAGAAAUCGUCUAGAGAGUGUAUUUUUUGUACUCGAGACAUUCGUUUUACGUACGUGAAAACAUAUCAUCGAAGCUAUUUUUUUAAAAUCACUACUUACAUUACUAAUUUAAAAAUAUAAUAUUUAUUUGCCUUAAAAGACUAUGUAUUUGUUCUGUUCUACAUUAUACAUAAGAUUGAUGCUCUUGAACCUUAUUUGUAAAGUAUUAUUUUAUGACUUUUAUAUUUCCCAGUUUUAGAUACAGGUAAUAUGAUCUGUUUAUUUAUUAUAUUAUGUACCAGUAUUUUAAUUGUCAAUUAUUUACUUGUUUUUCAAUACCAAUUUACUAUAUAGUUUUGUUUCUUGGUAUAUUUAUUUUUACAAUAUUUUAAAAUUUGGCUACUUUCAACUAAUCUUUCCAUAAAGAUUAAACAUAAGAAUAUAGUAUUAAACUUAUUUACUUUUUUCUAUAUAUGGCUUAUUUUUAAAACGUGAAUUUUAUCAUUACUAUUUUAUUUAUUAGAAUGUUAAUGCUUAGACCUUUUAGUAUUUUAAUAUCUGAGAAAACCUGAGAUGUAUUGGUAAAAAUAGCCAAAUUUAAAAUAGUGGAUAUUUUGAUUGUUUUCUUAGAUAUAUUGUCAAAUUGUUGACGUUGUUAGAGAAUAUAUACGAACUAAUUAUUUCUUUUACAAUCAAUAUCAAACACUAUAUAAGCUUGGAAGUAUUUUAUAUAUCUCAAAAAUAACUUCAAUUUAUCAGCUUUGUACAUUUGAUUUAUUAUAUUUUGCUAGAUGUUGUUAAUAAAAUAUUAUGUAUAUUUUAA